ACACACUGAGGGCACAGGUUAAAUAUAGAGCAGACUCUCACUGCUGACCACAGACUCUCAGCAUGUGAUUUGAUUUAAGAGAAAACAACAACAACAGAGUCUAUUCUCACCUCUGUCUCUGUCUCUGUCUCUCUGUCUCUGUCCCUCUCUCUCUGAUUCCAUUUAAACUCAGUUCAUCACAGAGGAGACACUUCACACGCUCUUGUCCCUGACACAGAGGAGGAGACAGUGUUGACUGGACUCGAGGACAAAAGAGACUGAAGACUGGAGUAAUGUAGUGAUGGUGUGUCAGUGAAGGCAGCACGAGAGACCUGGACUCACUGUGUCACAAAGACCUGGACUCACUGUUGGAUCUGGACUCACUGCUGUACUGAGAGUAAAGAGAGUUUAGUUCACAGGUAUAACAAAGAUGCGGUCCAGGAACUGCACCAUGGAAGGUCCAGACCAUAACGGACACAUCCAACCAACCAACGGUUUCCUCAAGCAGGAGGAGGAGAAGAAGGAGGAGGAGGAGGAGGAGAACACACCAGGGCUGAUGAAGAGGAAGAUGAGAGUCCAGAGACAGGAGAAGGACGGGAGGACGGGGACAAAGAAGACACCUCAGAGAGCUGGAGACAGCAGGAGGACGCCAACGCCAAAUCUGUCAAAGAAGGAGCUGCUUCACCUGCUGGGAAUCAUGGAAGGAGAAGUUCAGGCCAGAGAAGACGUCAUCGGUCUGCUGAAGUCAGACAGAACCAGACCUGAGACUCUGGAGGCUCACUACGGUUCGGCCGCCCCUGUCAAACCUCUGCAGGCGCUGCAGAGAGACGGCGUCCUCGUCCACGGCGGCGGCGGCAGCAGCACGGACGACGUGUAUGAGAAACCCAUGGCCGAGUUGGAGCGUCUGGAGGACAAACAGAGGGAGACGUACAGACGGAUGCUGGAGCAGCUGCUGCUGGCGGAGAAGUUUCACCGCCGCACCAUCACCGAGCUGGACAACGAGAAGCGCAAACACGCCGACUUCAUGAACAAGAGCGACGACUUCACCGGCCUGCUGGAGCAGGAGCGAGAGAGACUCAAGAGGCUGCUGGAGCAGGAAAAGGCCUACCAAGCUCGUAAGGACAAGGACCACAGCAGGAGGCUGGAGAAGGUCAGAGCUGAGCUGGUGAAGCUCAAGUCCUUUGCCCUGAUGUUGGUGGAUGAGCGGCAGCUGCACAUCGAGCAGAUCGACCAGCAGAGCCAGAAGGUCCAAGAACUCACCCAGAAGCUGCAGGAAAGAGAGCAGCGACUGGCAACUGUCUCUGACACUGCCAAGGAGGACGGCCAGAAGGUCCUCAAGCUGGAGACCGAGCUGGAGCACAGGGCAGCCAAGUUUGCUCAGGAGCACGAAGAGAUGAGCACAAAGCUGGCCAACCAGGAGUCACAUAGCCGACAGCUGAGGCUGAAGCUGGCGGGACUUUCAAACAAGAUCGAAGAGCUGGAGGAGAACAACAAAGUUCUGCAGAAAUCGGACGAGGACCUGCAGGAGCUGAGGGAGAAGAUCAGCAAAGGGGAGUGUGGCAACUCAUCUCUCAUGGCGGAGCUGGAGAAACUGAGGAAGAGGGUGCUGGAAAUGGAGGGCAAGGAUGAGGAGAUCACCAAAACUGAAACUCAGUGCAGAGAGCUGAGAAAAAAACUGCAGGAUGAGGAGAACCACAGCAGAGAGCUGAGGCUGGAGGUGGACAAGCUGCAGAAGAGGAUGGUUGAACUGGAGAAACUGGAGGAGGCGUUCAGCAGGAGCAAAGGCGAGUGCUCUCAGCUUCACACCAACCUGGAGAAAGAGAAACGUGUUGUGAAGGAUCUGGCCGGAGAGCUGGAGAAAGUGAAAACCCGACUGAAAGAACUGGAAUCAUCAGAGUCACAGUUUGAAAGGACAGAAAUGGUCCUCAAAGACGAUCUUGUGAAGUUGAAAUCCUUCACUGUCAUACUGGUCGAUGAGAGGAAAAACAUGGCAGAGAGACUCAAACAGGAAGAGCAGAAAAGUGACGAUAUGAAUAAGAUGUUGAAAACAGAGCAAGGCAAGGUCACAGAGGUCACUGAGAAGCUGAUUGACGAGAGCAAAAAACUUCUCAAAUUCAAGUCAGAAAUGGAAGUGAAAAUAUCAGCUCUGACCAAAGAGAAGGAGGAGUUGAAAACUAAACUUGCAAGUGAAGAGGAGAAGUGUACAGCUCUAAAUAGCAAGCUAAGUAGUAUGAAAAUAAGAAUGGACGGACUGGAGGAGUCGGGGGGGGAACUGCAGAGGAAGUGGGCCAACAAGAAUCUGGAUGAAGACAACAAAGUAAAAGAGCUAACACUGGAAAUCGAAAGACUUAAGAGCAGACUCAAACAGCUGGAGGUGGUGGAGGGAGAUUUGAUGAAAACAGAGGAUGAGUACGAUUUACUGGAGAAGAAAUUCCGAACAGAGCAGGACAAAGCAAACACACUCUCUAAGCUGCUGGAAGAAAUGAAAAUUCAGAUUGCCAGAAACAAAGCAAUAGAGAAAGGCGAGGUUCAGAGUCCUGAGGCCGAGCUGAGACUUCGCUACAAGAUGGAGGAGGCUAAAUCCAGAGAGCUGCGGGCAGAUGUUCUGGCCCUGAAGGAGAAGAUUCAUGAGCUGAUGAACAAGGAAGACCAGCUCUCCCAGCUGCAGGUGGACUACUCUGUGCUCCAGCAGAGAUUCAUGGAAGAGGAGGAGAAGAGGAAGAGCAUGAGCCGGGAAGUGGCCUGUCUUACCAAGGAGCUUGAAGCCACCAAGUGCUACAGCCGUGCAUUGAGGCCUAGCAUGAACGGUAGGAGGAUGGUUGAUGUCCAGGUUACUUCUACAGCGGUUCAGACUGAUGCUAUAGCUGGUGACUUUUCUGAGGAUGAGACGACAGCAGGCUUUAUCAGAAAAUCAGUACUUGAGGAAAACCACUUGAUGAGCAACCUCCGACAACGGGUUCUGAAGAAGCCAACUGUCCUUGAACGAUACCCUCCAGCAUCUGCAGAACUUGGGGCAAGUAGAUCAUGGGUUCCUUGGAUGAAAAAGAAAGAGGCCAUCACCCUCAAUCAGAUGACAUCGGUAAAGACCAACGGGGCAUCACACCCAGGCCAUCCACUACACAUCCGAGUGACCCCAGAUCAUGAAAACAGCACUGCCACUUUGGAAAUCACCAGCCCUGGAGCUGAAGAUUUCUUCUCAAGCACCACCAUCAUCCCAACUCUCGGCCUCCAGAAACCUCGCAUCACCAUCGUCCCUAAGCCCACAACUGUGAUGUCAAAGAGCAAAGCCUGCGACAUGACGGGAAGUCUUACUCGAGCAAAAUCUCCUGUCACAAUAACUACCAUCUCCAAGGCCCGGAGUCCGGAGAAGACCAACAGCAGCAGAUCUGGAGGCCUUCAAUCUCCGGUCUCCAUCAUCACAGUCAGCACCACACCUGUGGCAGAAGCGUGCGCAUCAUCCGAGCCUCACGAAAUGACUUCAGGCCGAACUGUGAUCAAAAUGACCCCAGAGAAGCAACCUGUGCCUUCAAAUGUCCGGAAAUACAAUGGGAACAGCAACAUCAUCACAACAGAGGACAAUAAGAUCCACAUCCACCUGGGUCCACAGUUUAAAAGACCUUCUGAUGGACGCAGCAGUCCCGUGGUGACGCUCAGAACUAUUGGUAUGAACUCAGAAAGCAAAGAAGCCUCCACAGGGACGGUUUUGCGCUCCCCACGCCAGACCUCGAUGGGAAAGACGACUCCGGGCAAAAUGACGAGCAGCAUAACGAUCACACCCAUCACCUCUGCAGCCUCCAGGCCGACACAGUCAGUGUGUUGCUUGCAAGGACUGCGUGGACUGUACCUGCCGGCUGCACAUGCCACUGUCUCACAACACUUUCCAGGCCAGUUGUUUGGCGCACUCUUCUUUAAGUCAAAAGUUUAAGACGGUAACCAUAGAUGUCCAGUUCCUGGGUUCGUCCUUGUAGUCUAUCGAGAGUUGGGUUAUAAAGGUGUGGGGAGUGGCCACUCUUUGCCCGUCUUCUUUUUUGACCAAAAACAAAAGAGUGCACCACCUACUGGACUGGAACGUGUGCUACAUGGGCCAGUCAGAGUCAGAGAGGUCGUCUAUUUUCAUAAAGGUCUGCACCAAACAUUGUGGACAUGAGCAAACAAUUUAAAGCAGCGUGAACUGCAUUUUCCUCUUUGAUUGACAAACAAAUCAAUGACUGGAUGAUUUUUGUUUUAUGUUUCAGUUGCUUCUGAAAUGUGUAAAAAUGAAAUCGCGUGGUGUGUGCUCCCUAGAUAGCACUAUCUCCAGGUAUAAAACAGUUACACUGACGCGAUGUCACUGGUAUGAGCUAACACUGGAAUGACCUGAUCCCACUGUGAAGAGAACACCUCCUACUGAUCUCAUUUACAAAUUCACAAAUUCACCAACUGACAUAAUGUCCUCCCUUUUAACGAAUCACAGCCACAAAGAGUUUGACGUUUUCACAAACUGCAGAAAUGCAGCUCCCUUUUCAAACUUUCAGUACGAAGGUGAAAACUGUGAUUUCACUCUCCCACACCAAACCCCAUAGAGAAAAUCAGUGAUUUUAACACCA
Messenger RNA from Solea senegalensis (Senegalese sole), 4565 nucleotides. RefSeq names its product filamin-A-interacting protein 1-like. Lineage: Eukaryota; Metazoa; Chordata; Actinopteri; Pleuronectiformes; Soleidae. The record is from RefSeq and is a predicted model, not a curated record. The coding region runs from base 410 to 3904 and encodes 1164 amino acids. The transcript has 6 exons.